AUGGUGCGCGGGGAGGGAGAGCGCGCGAGAGAGGGGGAGAGGGAGGGGGAGAGAGAGAGAGAGAGGGAGAGGGAGGGGGAGAGAGAGGGAGAGGGGGGGAAGGGGGAGAGAGAGAGAGUGAGAGGGAGGGGGAGAGAGAGAGGGAGAGGGAGAGGGAGGGCGAGAGAGGGAGGGCGAGAGAGGGAGGGCGAGAGAGGGAGGGCGAGAGAGAGAGGGCGAGAGAGGGAGGGCGAGAGAGAGAGGGCGAGAGAGAGAGGGCGAGAGAGAGAGGGCGAGAGAGAGAGGGCGAGAGAGAGAGGGCGAGAGAGAGAGGGCGAGAGAGAGAGGGCGAGAGAGAGAGGAGGGGGGCGGGAGAGGGGGGCGGGAGAGGGGGGGCGGGAGAGGGGGGGCGGGAGAGGGGGGGGAGAGAGGGAGAGAGGGAGAGAGGGAGAGAGGGAGAGAGGGAGAGAGGGAGAGAGGGAGAGAGGGAGAGAGGGAGAGAGGGAGAGAGGGAGAGAGGGAGAGAGGGAGAGAGGGAGAGAGGGAGAGAGGGAGAGAGGGAGAGAGGGAGAGAGGGAGAGAGGGAGAGAGGGAGAGAGGGAGAGAGGGAGAGAGGGAGAGAGGGAGAGAGGGAGAGAGGGAGAGAGGGAGAGAGGGAGAGAGGGAGAGAGGGAGAGAGGGAGAGAGGGAGAGAGGGAGAGAGGGAGAGAGGGAGAGAGGGAGAGAGGGAGAGAGGGAGAGAGGGAGAGAGGGAGAGAGGGAGAGAGGGAGAGAGGGAGAGAGGGAGAGAGGGAG
This is a messenger RNA of Schistocerca cancellata (South American locust), 774 nucleotides long. RefSeq names its product octapeptide-repeat protein T2-like. The transcript is spliced from 4 exons. The annotation marks the transcript as partial. Lineage: Eukaryota; Metazoa; Arthropoda; Insecta; Orthoptera; Acrididae. The record is from RefSeq and is a predicted model, not a curated record.